Molecule: messenger RNA, 3068 nt
Organism: Syzygium oleosum
Lineage: Eukaryota; Viridiplantae; Streptophyta; Magnoliopsida; Myrtales; Myrtaceae
Product: protein ROOT HAIR DEFECTIVE 3-like
Exons: 23
Coding region: 222-2657 (811 amino acids)
Biological process (GO): endoplasmic reticulum membrane fusion
Cellular component (GO): endoplasmic reticulum
Molecular function (GO): GTP binding; GTPase activity
Source: RefSeq, a predicted model, not a curated record
AGUUCGAGUCUACUUUUCUGGCGAGCAGCGGAGGUUGAAAUACGAACGUACCGCUCUCUUCCGAGGAUCCCGUCACCGUCUCCCUCCUUCCUCCGCCUUCGCUCUCGACGGAUCGAUCGCCCGAUCGAUCGAGAUCUCCAUCUUCGCCCGACCGAAUCCCGCGAGGCUUCCCCCAUUCGAUCGCUUCCUCGGAUCCAGCCCCCUGCACGAUCCAUUCGCCAAUGGAUAAUUCUGGCGAAUGUUGUUCUACGCAACUUAUUGAUGGAGAUGGAACAUUCAAUGUUGAUGGACUGGAAGGUUUCAUCAAGGAGGUCAAAUUGAAGGAAUGUGGCCUUUCAUACGCCGUUGUCUCCAUCAUGGGUCCUCAGAGCAGUGGGAAGAGUACACUGUUAAAUCAUCUAUUUGGCACCAACUUUACGGAGAUGGAUGCUUUUAGAGGGAGGUCCCAAACCACCAAAGGUAUAUGGCUGGCAAAAGGUGCUGGCAUUGAACCGUGUACUUUGGUUAUGGACUUGGAGGGAACCGAUGGAAGAGAAAGAGGAGAGGACGAUACUGCUUUUGAAAAGCAGAGUGCACUUUUCGCAUUGGCUGUCUCCGAUAUAGUGCUCAUUAACAUGUGGUGUCAUGAUAUUGGCCGUGAACAAGCUGCCAACAAGCCUCUUCUGAAAACUGUAUUCCAGGUCAUGAUGCGAUUGUUUAGUCCUCGGAAAACAACUCUUUUGUUUGUCAUACGGGAUAAAACAAGGACUCCUCUGGAAAAUCUAGAACCUGUCUUGAGAGAAGAUGUGCAGAAGAUAUGGGACAAUGUUCCUAAGCCACAAGCACACAAGGAAACUCCUCUCAGUGAAUUUUUUAAUGUUGAGGUUGUUGCUCUUUCUAGUUAUGAAGAGAAGGAAGAGCAAUUCAAAGAGCAGGUGGCCAGCCUUAGACAGCGGUUCUUCCAUUCUAUUGCACCUGGUGGGCUUGCAGGAGAUCGAAGGGGAGUAGUUCCUGCUUCAGGAUUUUCUUUUAGUGCUCAGCAGAUGUGGAAGGUUAUUAAGGAGAAUAAGGACCUUGACUUGCCUGCACACAAGGUCAUGGUUGCUACUGUACGAUGUGAAGAAAUUGCCCACGAAAAGUAUUCCAGUUUUACUGAAAAUGAGGAUUGGCGUGUGAUUGAAGAGGCUGUGCAGUCGGGACCAGUUCCUGGUUUUGGAAAGAAACUUAGUUCAAUUCUUGGGGCUUGUCUAUCAGGGUAUGAAUCAGAGGUUGUAUAUUUUGACGAGCGUGUUAGAUCUUCGAAGCGGAAGCAGCUUGAAGAAAAAUUACUUCAACUUGUACAACCGGCUUUCCAAUCUGCUCUUGGACAUAUUCAGUGCGAAACUCUAGAUAAGUUCAAGGAAGCAUUUGAUAAGGCUUUGAUUGGAGGAGAAGGGUUUCGUGUGGCUGCUCAUGACUGCACUCAGUUUUAUAUGGCUCUAUUUGACAAAAGAUGUGCAGAUGCUGUAAUUGAACAAGCCAAAUGGGAUACAUCUAGAGUACGGGAGACGCUGCGGCGUGACAUUGAUGCCCAUGUUGCUUCAGUCCGUGCUGCCAAGCUCUCUGAGCUUACAAAAGCAUAUGAGGCAAAACUGAAUGAAGCAUUGUCUGGACCAGUGGAAGCUCUUUUGGAGGGAGCUAAUAAUGAAACCUGGUUGGCUAUCAGGAAACUUCUUUCACGUGAGACCGAAUCAGCAGUAGCUGGGUUCUCUGGUGCCCUUUCUGGUUUCAACCUGGAUGAACAGAGCAAGGAAAAAAUGCUUGCAGGUAUAAAAGAUCAUGCAAGGGGCGUGGUUGAAGGGAAAGCAAGGGAAGAAGCUGGAAGAGUCCUCACCCACAUGAAGGACCGGUUUGCAACAUUGUUCUGCCAUGACGCUGACUCUAUACCAAGAGUUUGGACAGGGAAGGAAGAUAUUCGAGCAAUCACAAAACUUGCUCGUUCCGCGUCAUUAAAGUUGCUGUCUGUAAUGGCGGCAGUGCGUUUGGAUGAUGAGAAAGAUAACAUCGAGAAAACUUUGUCCGUUGCUUUACUGGACACCAAGCCUACUGCCACUGACAGGAGCAUUACAACAGUAGAUCCCUUGGCUUCCAGCACAUGGGAAGAGAUUCCUUCGUCAAAAACACUGAUCACACCUGUUCAGUGCAAAUCAUUGUGGAGGCAAUUUAAGGCAGAGACUGAGUACACCGUCACUCAAGCAGUUUCUGCUCAGGAAGCGAACAAGCGUAACAACAACUGGUUGCCACCUCCAUGGGCAAUUGUUGCGUUGGUUGUUUUGGGGUUUAACGAAUUUAUGACACUUCUUAGAAAUCCUUUCUAUUUGGGCGUCAUUUUUGUUGGCUUUUUACUUGUCAAAGCACUAUGGGUGCAGCUUGACGUAUCAGGCGAAUUCCGUCAUGGCGCUCUUCCUGGGCUUCUAUCCUUGUCGAGCAAGUUCGUUCCCACUAUUAUGAACCUUCUCAAAAGACUAGCAGAAGAAGGGCAAGUACCUGCAUCAAAUAAUCCUCACGGAAAUCCUGCUCUCGCACCGAAGAGCUUCCACAAUGGAGUCGGAACAUCGAGUGGUCUUUCUUCCACUGCUUCUUCGGACAUAACGUCGGAGCAAGAAGCUGAGUAUUCAAGUCCUUCUAAAGAUGAUUAGAUGGGAAGUCGUCGUGCUGGAGUCAUUAGCAUUAGAUCGAAGAUUCUUAUAAUCUACUCCGAGAAUGGUAGGCAUUGCGUGGAAUGCUCGAAGAAUAUUUGCUGCGAUCAUUGCGAGACGAGACGGAGUACAUUUGAAGGCAUUUAUUUUUGUCAAGAGUGCCGCUUGGAGGAGGUUGCGCGUCUUGCAACGAGCCCCAUUCACUAGUUAAAUCUUGUGAUAUUAAUUUAUGGAUAAGUUGCAGUGAUGCGUUUCUCGUUUUCGCCUUUUCUUUGCUUCCUUUUCUCGUUUGGGACUUGGAAAGAGUCGUGCUGGUUUGAAGACUUUUUGAGUGCAAUUUUGUAUCACAGAGACGCUACUCAUUAUAAUAGACCAGAAAAGAAAGAACAUGUAGUAGCUUUUCGUCUGUCA